Messenger RNA from Arctia plantaginis, 606 nucleotides. The record is from the annotation of a GenBank genome assembly. Lineage: Eukaryota; Metazoa; Arthropoda; Insecta; Lepidoptera; Erebidae.
AUGCUUUACCGUUAUUCGGAUCUAGAAACACCUUUACAACUUGAGUGUACUGUGUCUGGUGCUCUAAGUUUCGUCCUGCACAUGUCACGCAUAGCUGCCAUAGCUCCAAUCAAGUUUGAGAAAGUGCGCGGUGGUUGGCGCAUUAGCUUGUCACGUUUUUACUACGCGUACACUAUUUUGUUCGUAAUUCUUUCACAUAUUAUUACAGGUUUCAACACCUUUGAUCGUAGAGAAGAAUUAGUAGAUGGAUAUGAAUCUUCGUCCAACAAACAGUCCAUGCCUGUUUUGAUUGCAGUUCUUUAUACUAUGGGAAUUGUAGUAGGAAUACCGAUAGCUGUCACUGGUGACAAGAGGCUACGCUAUAUAAUCAACUGUCUGUUUUAUGUAGAACAAUUGGAGAAGACCAAGCACUUAGUCAAGCAGCUAAUGCGCUACACUCCAAGAGAUGAUUCAGUGUUUUAUCACGAACUAAAGAUGUUUCAAUAUCAUAUCUCACUCAAUCCGGUCAGCUUUUACUCGAUGCACCUGUUGAAGUUUGACAGAAAGCUUUCGAUAGCGGUCUUGUCCUUGGUCAUGACGUACCUGUCCGUUGUUAUCAGUUUAUAA